Messenger RNA from Stylonychia lemnae, 2148 nucleotides. The record is from the annotation of a GenBank genome assembly. NCBI's taxonomy places the organism in Eukaryota, Ciliophora, Spirotrichea, Sporadotrichida, Oxytrichidae.
AUGACUCAGAGUUCUGCAGAUAUACCCGACAUAUAAGAAUUAACUUUAGAGAAUGGAGUAACUCCCGCAAUGAAAUAAGUCCAUUUGAAUACUCUCUCGAAGAUUCAACCUGAUUCUUGGUUUAACAUUCCCGUCUGUGUGGUAAGGGCAUUCAAAUCUAUGAUUGAAAACUGCUAAAAUCAAAAUCAAAUCAUUAAGGAGAUGAACGAAAGAACAAAUGAGAGAGAGAAAAUAGUAUACGGAGCACUAAAGAAGAUUGAAACUUCUUUAAUAGACAAAGACAACGAUCUUCAUAGAGCUAUGGAUUAGAUGGAGAGACAGAUUUUAGACAAAUUAAGGAAAUUCCAAAUUGAUGUUGAGACAUAAAUCAGUGUGCAAGACUAAAGACUUAGAGAAAUGUACAAUAACUCCUUUGAAGAUAGAGAGUUCUUAUAUAAUAAGCUAAGCGGAGUUGAAGACUCAUCUAUCAUUAGAAGCUAUAUUGAAGAGUAACUUAUUCAAAUGGAGCAUAGGUUCAGGAAAUAGCAGUUCGAUUAUCGGUCGGAAAUAGAUUCUGUUUUUGCAGGUCAUGGAGAAAAUUUUGAGAAUCUUCGAGGAUGGGUUUCGUAUAUGAAUACUUAUGUGCAGCACAAUAUGGUAGAAAUGGAAAUUAAAAUUUAAGAUAAGACUCUAUCUGAAGUAAAAAAACAGAUAAAUAAGAUGUCUUAAGUCCUUGAUUAAAACAAAGAUCAUCUUAUGAAUUAAAUCACUAUUAGCGGAGAAUAACUGAGCAAUAUAGUUGAAACCAAAGUAAAUUAAGUUUCUUAGGAAAAUGUGGAUAAAUUGAAUGAGGUUAAAAAAGAGUAAAAUACAGUAUAAAAUAAUGUAAAAUUUUUGGAGAAAAGAAUUGAAGGCAUAAAAUCAGACCUUAAUCUUUUGAAAAUCGACGAUUCUAAUCUCACAUUAAUUGAUCAACUUAAAGAACAAUUACGCUAAGAUAUAAGUGUAUCAUCUGAUAAACAAAAACAAAAGAUCAAGAAGGUUAAAUUAAGUCUGAAGGACAGGGAGGAUGGAUUGAAAAAGAAAAUAGAUCAGCUUCAAACUGAAAUAAGAGCUACAACUUCAAAAAAAGAAACAGGAAAAGCGACUCUUGAACUUACAGAUAAGAUUAAAAGACAAAUUCAGGAGAUGAUACUUGCGAACAUUGAAAAACAAAUAAAUAGUAGUGUCUCAAAGUAAAAUACUAAUGCUAAUUCUAUUCUUGGAGGAGGUUCUCAUCAGCAAUCAAAUAACAAUAUUACUAUAGCCUCAAGAAACGGCAAUAAUCUGAGCGAGACUACUACUUCAAAAUUUAAGCAUUCUAUGACAUAGAAAAGAGAUGCUAAUGGGAAUCUCCUAAAUAUUAACAAUCUAGAUACUGAACAAUAAAUCUCCAGCAAAUCAUCUUUCAAUUAAAAGCAAUAGAAACAGUAACUUAUUCAGUAAUAAAACCAUGGUAGAGCAAAAUCAACUCUGGAAAAUUAUGAUUAAAAUGGAUUAAUGAACAUCGAGCCCUUUGAUGAAAAUGCAAUUCUUAAAUCUGAGGAUAAAACUUUAAACUAGUUAACUCAGAAUAAUAACUUUAUGAAUGAUAAACUUAUUUAAUUAAAUAGCACUCAAGUUGAAUUACUAUCCGGCUAGUAAAGCUAAUCCUAUCAUCAUAGACAGCGAACAAUUUUUAAGUAAGAGUAAUCAGAAAUUCCAGCCCUUGCCAAUGAUUACACUCCAUCGACCCAAUAGUAGAGAAAGCGAUAAAUGAUUUUGAAUAAGACUAUUGGAUCAUAGAAUUAAGAUGGAGAUGAAAACAAUUAAACAUUUAGGAGGAACAACUACACAGAGAUGAAUAUUCUUGAAUCAAGAGAGAGGACGAUGGAUCCAAGUUUCAGAGGGGAAAUGGCAACUAUAAAUGCCUCAGACACCUCUUAUUUUAGACAAUCAAGAGAAGGAGCUACAAGGUUUAAGACUAAUGAAAGUAACUCAAGCCUACAGCCAAAUAAAACUUAAAACUAAACGAUUUAAAAUAUAAAAAUACUAAAUUAAACAAACACUAAAAAGAUUAUAUUUAGUCAAAAACCUCAGAACUAAAAAAACUAAGUAAGACCAAUAGCUGUUAAGUUUGAAGCAUUAUGA